Vicia faba (fava bean) is the source of this 351-nucleotide messenger RNA. Lineage: Eukaryota; Viridiplantae; Streptophyta; Magnoliopsida; Fabales; Fabaceae. The record is from the annotation of a GenBank genome assembly.
AUGCAGCUAAAUGUCGAACGGCUGUCCUCCCAUUCCACUCAUUACUCAACUCGAUCAACCCCUCUUUCCAGAUUCAAUUAUAAGUCUGAACACCAACAAAAUUCAGCAUUAAACCUAGGCCAUGAUGCUCUUAAAAGUGCACAAAUUGUUCCUAUGAUUAAAUUUUCAAGAUGUCUCCAUACUAUAGUCACUUCAAGUUCAGCUCAGUCUGUAUUGAGAAAUAUGUGUGUUUUUUUCUGUUUCCGGUAUCUAGGCUUUAUUGGCAACUUUCAAACAAGCAGCAGCUGCUUAAGAAGUUAUGACAAAAGAGUCGGAAGAUAUAUAUGCCAUGCCACCACCGCUGAAUAUUGA